CAUAAGUGCGGUGCAUUAGGUUUUAUUUUAACCAAAUCACUUGUUAAUACCUUUUGAAGAAUUUUUUACAAUUCAAGACAUUCUUAUAAUUUAUCCCAUCGCUAUAUAUCAAUUAAAUAAGCAACAAUGUUUAAAAAAUUUGUGCCACUCAAUACCAAUGCCAGUCCUUCAAAAAAUCCAUAUGAGGUGCGCACCUUUAUGGGUGAUCGCACCAAAAUACCGGAAUGGAAAGUCGAAAGUCCUCUAUGUCCACCCAGAACUUGUGCUAUGCCAAUGAAUUCAACAAUUGCUAAAGUUAUAACAAUCGAAGAUGAACUACGACGUUUGCACCACAAAACACAGGAGUCACGUUUUAAACGUGCUGGUAAGCGACCUUGUCAAUUGCACGACGAUUACAUUACCUGUGUUAUACCACAACGUACACCCAAGGAACUAAAGCAACAUGCAAUCUUGCGGGAAAAAUAUUUAAGAAUACAGAGCAGUUUAGGCACCAAAACUCAUGAUGGCUCAAGGCCAGUGUCAGUUGCUCCAAGCGUUGUUAAACUUAAUAGUCCUAUACAAAUCUGGGAAUCGGAGGAGGAGGAACAAGUAGCAGAAGAAGAAGAAGAAGAGGAGGAGAAAUCGAUCAAACCACAACUAGCCAGUCCACCAUGUAGUGAUUUAGCAAUAUAUAUACCACCACAGAAAUUGCUUGAACUACACCGUCCAAAAAGUGGAAUGUUCCAUAAUGAAACCGAUCCUCCAGAAUUUUUAGAUGAUAAUUUUGAUUACUCCAAAUACGAUCCACGUAGUUUACAGGAACAAUUCGAUGCUCAAAAUUUACAAAGUAUAGAUCUCAUUGAAGGAUCACAUCCCAAAGAUCUAUGGACUUGGCAUAUUGGUAUGCAACAGUCUAGUAGUGAACUGGAGCGUGCUUUAGCGGAUGCUACUAUAGCAAAAUUGGAUUUUAAUUGGGAAUUAACAUUGUAUAGCAUACCCAGAGACCUACCGGAUGUACUCAGAGCACAAGUAGUAUUUGGCACUGUUAAAAUAGAUCCAGAAAUAGUAACAAAACGGAAAUAUUUUAAUCGUCCCAGGGAAAUAGCUGCCAUUUUUAUUGCUUACAUAGAAAGUUUUCGAUUCAGUCCCGAUUUUUGGACUAAUCAAAUCAUAGACAAUAUAUUAAUGUCAAGCGAAAAGCUUGUCAAGAAAUCUACAGCAUUUAAUUAUAAAUCUUCUGAUUCUGAUUUUGAUAUAAUACCAACUAUACCAGAAAAACAGGCUGCUAUUGGUCUACGUGUGCAUUUUACUGGGCCGCUUACAAGUGAACCUAACAUUUACAAAGCUUUACAUCUAUUUUUCACUAAAUACAGCGCUUGUGUUUUAGUUGCUGAAAAUUUAUUUUUAUUAAUCUGGAAACAUUGUCAAGACGUAUAUUACAUCUUUGAUCCUAAUGGUAGAGAUGAGACCUGUUUACGUAAUUUUACUGAUGGUUUUGCAGGCUUGAUGUUAAUGAAUCAUAUUGAAUAUGUUGUACAAUUGGUAGUUAAUUUCUGUAACUUAGAACUGACGAGCGAUUUUCAUUUGUAUGAAAUAUAUUUAAUUAAUUAUGGCAAGAUUACUGUCCCUCUUCCAACCAAGCAAGUAGGAAAGACAACACGUAAAUUAUGGGCUGUUGUGAAUAACACGUAUGCGUUAAUACCCUCUGGUAAUAGUGGUUUACAUCAGCCAAUGACGCCAAAUGAACGAAAUCCAUCAAUGGUCAUAUCAACAUUAGCACUACUAUACUCGGACAUUGAACAUCCAACAAUAUGGCGCAUGGAGGUGUUAGAUGAGCUGAUUAAAUAUGGUCAAGCGUACUAUAAAAGUUUCAUGAAAAGAAUAGAGAAAAAAGCGAAACCGAAGCCAAAGCCACAUUUCAAUAUCGUCGAUUUGCCAGAAGUGUUUGUAAUGGGUGUGUUUAGAGCUUCUUUAAAAAAACGUCCAUUUCUGUAUACCGGCCAUGUAGCAGACUGCACUGAUUUUAUAAAAUCCCAUCUUGUGGCAACAGUGAAAGAUUUUUUCUCUGGUAAAUGGGAAGCUGGACUUUUACAAAUUGAUAAUUCCGUUGUCGCAAUAUGGCGAGAUUCAGAAUAUUUCUACAUGUUUGAUCCAUUUCGACGUGGCAUUGCUGGUCAAGUAUUAGAUCCAGAAGAUUAUCUUACAAAAGGAGUUGCUUGUUUGCAAAUUCAUACAACAUUCGAAUCAUUUUGUCGCAUACUUCAUCAGAAAGCUAUAAAAAUGCGAAGAGGUGGUAAAUUCUUUUUACAUGGCAUUAGCGUUGGGUGUAUUAAACCUGUGCUUAGCUUAGCAGAUCGUCAUAAUAAAUAUAAGCGCCUACAGCUUACCUACCCCACUUAUCAAGAUCAAAAGGAAGAGGAGAAACCAGAGAAAAAGAAGAAACCUAAAAAGUUGGCUCGUACUUAUAGCAUUAAGAGCAUACCAGAAGAAGAACGCAUACCAGAAUUUACAGAUGCUGAUGUUGUCAACUCAUUAAUAGAAGAAAUUAUUUUUGAAGUGCUGAAUACCCUAAAGGAACCAUAUACUCGUUAUUCACCAUAUAAACAAGCAGAAAAGGUGUUACUUCGUUCUGAUAAGGCUUACCUUGAGUCUCUAAAGUAUAAUUUAAAACAUGGCGAUGAUUAUGACAACUUCUAUGUUUCAUUCCCAACCAAACCAGAAGGAAAGGCACAACUAACUUUAGCGGAUGAGUUAGCAUUACCGAGCAAUUUCGAUAUGUUGCCGGAUAAUGCGUGGGUUUUGUUUGGUACUUCACCAUUGCCAGUGGUCAAUGAUGAUGUUAGUAAACUAAGCGGUUUGUUGUCAUGUAUAGUGACAGCAGCCUUGACGUCCAAAUAUAAAAUAUCCACUUGGAACAGUGAAUUAAUUGAGUUUGCAUUGGAGUCAGCGAAUAGUUUCAAUGAAGAUUACCAGAAUUAUGAGCAAACCUUAGCAGCAUUACUUGCUAAAAAACUACCAAACAUAACCAUUGGUCGGGAUCAGUUUGAAAUAAAAGUGAUAAAAUAUAUAAAGUCAGCAGUCACGCGUCCAAUAAGACAAGUGUUGCUUGAUUGUCUGAUUUCUUAUAAGCUUCUGCUCGUCAUUUGUCAACACUUUUCUUGUUUGAUCAUAAAACGUUAUAACUUCCUCUACAUGUUUAGUGGAUUCCCCUCAGAUACUGUUGGUUAUCGUAAAUAUGGCGCUGGGCCAGGUUGUUUGCUUCGUUUUCUAGAGUUGGAUUCUUUAAUACGACGUAUAGAGUAUGGUUGCAAUCCACAAGGUUGUGAGAUAACGAAUUAUGUAAUUGUUGGACUUAAAGUUAUGCAUAUUAGUGAUGAGAAGUUUAAGUCGUUGCCGAAGUCGCAACAGGACUUAAUUUACCAAACUGAUUAUCAAAUGCAGAAGCAAAUACAGCAGAAGAAAUUUGACAAAAUGCGUUUUAUUGAUGAUGAGCUUCGUAAAGAGACUCAGCGCAUACAGCGAUUCCUCAAAGAGAAAGAGGAAGUUGCUGCCGCUCGUAAAACGAAAACUAAACGUGGUGUACUAAAAAGUAGAAGAACCCAAACAGAUGCUGAGAGUGAAUGGGAAGAAGAGUUCGAGGAGGAAGAAGAGGAAGAAGAAGAAGAAGAGGAGGAAGAAGAAAUUGAAUUAAAACAUAAACCUGGUAAAAAGUUACAACGUGAAAUAUUGGAUCUAUAUAAACCGAAACCAAUAUUGUAUGGAUAUCGUUUACGUGAAAAAGAUUAUCUAUAUAAAAUUCAAGGAAGUACAGCUAUGGAGGGUCGCGAUAUAUCAUCGCUUGAGGAAAUAAAGCCAUGCUUCUUUGUUAGUACAUUGGCAGUUUUAUAUGCAAUUCUACGUCCAUUAAAUGAAUGGAAUGCACAACGUGUUGAUCGUGUGCUUGAGAGUGGACGUUUAAUAGCCAAUAAAGUUUCGAAUAUGACAACUGCAUAUGAACGUGUUAUCAAAAACGUUACGGUCGAUGAUUAUUUAUUCGAUGUAUGGAUAAAAACCUUUGAUGUACUUGGUGCUAGAAACAUGCCCAUUUCGCGUAAAAUAGAACGAGUUACAAAUACUCGAAACUAUUUAUUGUUUCAAAUAUCGAAUACCACUUUUGCUAUUUAUCAUGACCAAUAUUAUCACUUAUUUGAUCCUUAUGGUUCCAUGGAAAAAGUAGGUGAAGGUGAGGAAGAACAAAAACGAAAUAAAUCGAAAAAAAAGAAGGAUGACGGUGAAGAAGACGAAGACGGGCAAGGUGAAAAGAAAAAGAUUCCAAAGGACAUUAAACGUUUUGGAGAGCGCAAUACGGCUUCUUGGGUUUUGUUUGCAGAUGUAAAUGAUAUGUUGACCUAUAUUGAUGAAAGAGCUGCAAAUUCUGAUUGGCAAGAAUAUAAUGAGUUUAAGUUCCACGUAGUUGAUAUAUUAUCGCAUAAGAAAGCAGCUCCAACAACACGUAUACUGCAAUUACUUACUGACGUUUCAUUACCUAUUGAAUGUAGAAUUGCCACAGAUGGUGAGGAUGAGGCGAACAUAUGCACACAUAAUGAAACAUUAAGCUGGUUAGAAUUAGAAAAUUGUUUACCAGUAUGGAGUCGUUUACAUCGCCGCAAUGUUGCCGGUCGUUAUCGUAAUCUACCAAUUUCCAAACAUAAGAAAUACGAUAUAGAAAUAGAUGGACGUUUAUGGUCAAUUUGGGGCAAUGUACAUCCACAAGCUCCUGUGUUUGAUAUGAAAUCGCGUGGCAGGCAGUACUUGGCGUGCAAUGUGCUGGCUUGUUGUGCGGCUAGAAUUUAUCGCUUGAUUGAUUGGAGUCCACAAUUGUUAGAUAACAUAGUUAUUAGUGGUGAUAGAUAUCAUCGCGAGAGUUUGGAAUUUAUUAAACAACAAGAUUAUGAAUUUUCUUUGGAAGAUUUAAAUAUCGAAUGCUAUUUAGAGAAUAUUAAAUUUAUAGUACAUUUGGAGCAUGUUUGCUAUGGCAAAAUGUACUGUGUUCCCUCACAGACUAGAAUGAAUUUAGCUGAGGGUCUAAUGUAUUUCUUUGGAAAUUAUCAAUUCGGUGUAUUGCAAUGCAAUAAACGUUCACUGGCAAUUGGACGCACAUUUGGUCAUGAUGGUGGUUACUUUAUGUUUGAUUGUCAAAGCAGAGACCAUCCAAUCUUUCCAAAGGGUCAAGGUGCAUCCUAUUUAUUACGCACGAAGUUCUUACAGGUCUUGCACUACUGCAUCGUGGUGACGCUUAAAAUUCCAUUUUAUAAUCAACAAUUUACUUUGCAUAAAGUGGACAUAUUACCAGAAGGAGCACACCUUGAAGAAGAAGACGAAGGCGAGGAGGAGCAAUAAAGUUGAUUUGAUUCAAUUUGAACUUUAUUCAUUGUACUUAUUUAUAUUGUAUAUACAAUAUAUAUAGUUCAUAUCAAAAGCCAAUAAAAUGCAAUAGCAUUAAAAAG
Molecule: messenger RNA, 5465 nt
Organism: Teleopsis dalmanni
Lineage: Eukaryota; Metazoa; Arthropoda; Insecta; Diptera; Diopsidae
Exons: 5
Coding region: 127-5358 (1743 amino acids)
Source: RefSeq, a predicted model, not a curated record